Messenger RNA from Klebsormidium nitens, 453 nucleotides. NCBI's taxonomy places the organism in Eukaryota, Viridiplantae, Streptophyta, Klebsormidiophyceae, Klebsormidiales, Klebsormidiaceae. The record is from the annotation of a GenBank genome assembly.
AUGCAGAACACGCUCCCCUGGGUGGGCCGCGCCACGAGGAUACAACAAGGCUGCGCGCGCACAAGCUCUGUCGCCUCUGCCGCCAAGCAAGCGAAGGCGAGGAGGAGCUCUAGGAUGACGCAGCUGCUUAUUGGAAACGUGUUCGGUACACCAAUGAUUGCGGAUCGCGAGGCGUGGGACCUGAGCACCAAAAUGGAUCAGAAGUUAGAGCACUUAUUCCCCGGAAGAGCAAGGCACGUGGCAAGAGUUGAGGCCAGGUCAACGCACAAGGACGUGAAGAAGGUAUCAAUACAGUAGCACUUUACGCAGUUUAUGGUCCGCGCCAGCUGUGGGCCCCUCUUCGUGUCAAUGCCUCGCUGUGAUCAGGGUCGUAAGAAGCAUGAGAGCUCAACGUAGACGCACCCAACAGUAGAUAGAAAAUUCCGCUAGGUAGGACAACGUAGCGCACUUAAU